Molecule: messenger RNA, 2169 nt
Organism: Ylistrum balloti
Lineage: Eukaryota; Metazoa; Mollusca; Bivalvia; Pectinida; Pectinidae
Product: heterogeneous nuclear ribonucleoprotein A1-like
Exons: 1
Coding region: 93-1100 (335 amino acids)
Molecular function (GO): RNA binding
Source: RefSeq, a predicted model, not a curated record
GCGUGGGUUGGCAUUGUUCAAGACGUUUCCCGGAGCCACGCGGUGAGGUAAACUGUUAUUAACUAUUUGUUUCUAUACAAAUACCGAUAAGCAUGGGGGACCGUGAAAACGAACAAUUUAGAAAGCUUUUUAUAGGUGGAUUGAGCUAUGAAACGACAGAAGAUAGUCUAAAAACCCAUUUUGCACAAUGGGGAAAUAUUAUCGACUGCGUGGUAAUGAAAGAUGCCCAUACCAAACGAUCAAGGGGUUUUGGAUUCAUCACAUAUUCCACUCCUGAAGAGCUAGAUGAAGCUCAAAAGAGUCGUCCCCAUCGACUAGAUGGAAGGCAAGUAGAAUCUAAACGUGCUAUGCCUAGAAACAAAGAUGGUGGCGAAGGAGAAUCUUCACAAUCGUGCAAGAAAAUGUUCGUUGGUGGGAUUGCCGAUGAUGCUACGGAGGAUCAACUUCGUGAAGUAUUCGGUGUAUACGGAGAUAUUGAGAGAGUUGAUUUGAUAAAAGACAAAGUAACCGGCAAAAACAAAAGAUUUUGCUUUGUGACAUUUUUCGACUACGAUCCUGUUGAUCAAUGUGUAUUGAAAAAGAAACACGAUGUAAACGGUAGAUCAGUGGAAGUUAAGAAGGCUGUACCUAGGGAACAAGAUGGUGGAAUGGGGGGACGCGGUGGCGGUCGAGGUGGAAUGAUGGGAGGACGCGGCGGCGGUCGUGGUGGAAUGAUGGGAGGCGGACGAGGAGGUCGAAAUGACUGGGAUCAAGGUGGUGGCUAUAACCAGCAGGGUGGCUACAAUGACUAUAACCAAGGAGGUGGUUAUAAUAGUGGUGGAGGUGAUUACAAUCAGAAUUGGAACCAAGGAGGUGGUGGAGGCUAUGACAACUACAACAGUGGUUACAAUCAAAACCAGAAUAGUGGUGGAAACUGGGGUGGAAACCAGCAGCAGAACUUUGGACAAAAUUAUGGUGAUGGAUAUGGGGGUGGAGCAAUGAGGGGUGGUGGUAGUGGCGGAAACUAUCAGCAGCGAUCAGGACCCUAUAGUCAGGGUCAAGGAAAUUACAACCGAGGAGGUGGUGGUGGCGGCGGCGGAGGUGGUUACAACAGGCGCUAAGAUCACCAGCUAAUAUGUCCGCACACCAGACUUUAAAAUAUCCGAUCAGUUGAAAGAAUGGUUUUCAAACCUUGCAAUCAAGAUCUGUAAAACUUGAGACACUACUUUAUAUGAAAUUCGUGAUAGAUCGUGGCAAACAUAAGUUUGCAUGUGACAUUCAGGCAAACUACAUUGUAGUAGUGUAAAUAUUUGUGUUAAACUUGUGACUGUACAUUGUCAUUCCGUUGUCAUUUUAGUAUCUUGCUGGUCAUGAGUAGUCAUUUUCAUUUGAUACAUCUCCAGAUCAACUCGGUUACAUUACUUGGUAUCAACAGAAAGUAGUCUUCAUUAUAUAAUUGUCAUUUAACUAACAUAUUAAGUUGAUUCUGGCAUUAAAAUGGCCCUAUAAUAGGCCUAAAAGAUUCAUUUGGUAUUAAGAUAACCUUUUUUUUUAAAUGUGAUCAACAAUGAAAUUUAACAAAUGCAGGACUAAUUUUCCAAUUCUCAGAAUUUUAUUGUUAGACUUCUCACAUCAUGUUCAUCUUGUCACCAAAUAUUAUUCUUUUUUUUUUCUUUUUUUUUUCAUUGUAGUUAUAUUGAUACCAUAUUUUUGUAUAUUUGUUUUAAGUGUGAAGUUGUUGACAAGGAAUUGUAGUUGAUACUCUAAUAUCACAUCUCCAAUUUUUAAUCUUGUUUUGGCAGUAUAUGCCAUUUAUUUAGUUUGGUAAUUUACUUGAAAUUUAAGCAUGUGAUGUGUAAACUAUAAAUAGAGCGAUUGGUUAUUUAUUAACCAAUAUAUGCUGUGUGUUUAAAUUAUGUACAAUAACAGAAGUUUUCUGAUAGCAUAGGAAACUAGAACAUUAUUCAGUAAACUAUUGAUGUCGUGUACUUUACUUUACAAGAGGCCUUUUCAUAAUCAUAGGGGUUGUUGAUCAAAGAGAACUUGCACACUGAAUAACAGUAUGUUGAUAUUCUGUUUGAUCCAAAUGAAAAAUAUUAUUGGCAGUCUAGAAUUACUGGGAACAGUCUAUAUUUUUCAAUCUUUAUUAACAAUAUUGUGGAUUCUUAAAAUAAAUUAACCUUGUCAUUA